Molecule: messenger RNA, 1150 nt
Organism: Scomber japonicus (chub mackerel)
Lineage: Eukaryota; Metazoa; Chordata; Actinopteri; Scombriformes; Scombridae
Gene: elp6
Product: elongator acetyltransferase complex subunit 6
Exons: 7
Coding region: 147-965 (272 amino acids)
Biological process (GO): tRNA wobble uridine modification
Cellular component (GO): elongator holoenzyme complex
Source: RefSeq, a predicted model, not a curated record
CAACCCGAUGUUAGCUCCUCAGCUAGCAGAGAGGAAAAUAUUAUCACACUUAUUGAUUUAAGUAGAACCUUUGACAUCAGUUAUUAACCUGUGAAUUCACAAGACAAAGUUUUUCUGAGUAACUCUUCCUUGCAACCUCAUUUGAGAUGUUUACAGAGCUCAACAGCAUCCUGAACACCAGUCCUGACAGCUUCACACAGGGAGAAUUUAUCCUGGUGUCUGACAGACAAAGUGAUGCCUCUUUCCUCAUUCACCACUUCCUGUCUUUUUACCUGCGAGCACGCUGUAAAGUGUGUUUUGUGGGCCUGGUGCAGUCAUACAGUCACUACAGCGCAGUCUGCCAGAGACUGGGUGUGAGUCUAGCACAGGCAAAGGAAAAAGGUCAACUAAUAUUCCUGGAGGGACUGAAAGAGUCGCUCUCUAUUUUAAAUCCCCAAGAAGCCGACACAGGAAGUCAAGCCAUGGACUUCCUCAGGGAUCCUGCUGUUGGCCUGCGGAGUCUCUAUGAGUUUGUCCGCUGCGGUGUAAGCAGCUCAGGCAGUGGGGACGAGGAGUGGGGACCCCCGGUGCUGCUGGUGGACGACCUCAGCGUGCUGCCGAGUCUGGGGGUGAGUGUCGGAGCCGCGCUGGACUUCAGCCACUACUGCCGAGCCACCGUCUGCUCCCAGAAACAGGGGAACGUGGUGAUGCUGGUGCGCUGUGACGGGGAAGAAGACGAGGAAGACGACGGUGAUAACGAAGGCUUAGAGAGGCUCCUGAAGGGCUUGAGCCACCAGUGUAGCCUCGCUCUUCAAGUACGGGGUCUCCCCACUGGAUACUGCAAGGACAUCCACGGGCAGGUGGAGGUGUGUUGGAGGAGGAGACAAGCUGAUGGGCAGCACACACAGAAGAAACUCUUUCAGUACAAAGUCCAUGAUAAAGGAGCUUCCUUCUUUGCUCGUGGGACGUCCAGUGCUGUUCUUUAGUUACUUAUCUCAAUGUCUUUGUUUGCCUUUUGCCUCUUUUUUUUUUUUUUUACAUGUGGCAACUGACAAGCCAAUUUCACUGUUGUAUGAUAUUAUCACCACACAGUAUAAACGAUGGUUGAUUAGUUGCCAAAGUGUUCGAUAAGGCAACACAAGCCUGCCAGCUGAAGCUUUGUGUCUGGACC